Cucurbitaria berberidis CBS 394.84 is the source of this 1182-nucleotide messenger RNA. RefSeq lists its product as uncharacterized. Gene Ontology annotation, biological process: mycotoxin biosynthetic process. Lineage: Eukaryota; Fungi; Ascomycota; Dothideomycetes; Pleosporales; Cucurbitariaceae. The record is from RefSeq and is a predicted model, not a curated record. The transcript is spliced from 3 exons. The coding region runs from base 1 to 897 and encodes 298 amino acids.
AUGCAGCACCUUAAUCCCUUCUCCAACUCCAAAACGACCCCAUACCACCGAAUCUCCAAAGAAUUCUCCGAAAACGAUAGCGACCGCGGCCUCGAUAGCGGCUCUGCCACGUCCCCAGCGCUAGCUCCAAAAGAUGACUACGAGAAUGAGAAAGACUAUCUCAUCGGGCGGAACUUGCACCGACCGCGCCGCUCCUCGAAAUUGCGACACACAUUUUGUUACCUAUUUGCGAUCGUAGUGAGCAUGUUGGUCGGGCUUGUGCUGGGAGAGAUGUUUCGGGUUGAGUAUGAGAUUGAUGGAUAUAUCGGUGCGCUCCCACAGCUUAGCUCCCUCCCUCCCUCCAAGUACCUUCGUGACGUGGUGUGGCAGCAAAACGACACCUUUGCCCAGGAACCAAGCGCAAUAACGGAAAAGGCGUGGGCGGACCUAAUUCCUGAAGGACGGGGAUUCGUCACGCAUCCAAAGCUCGCAAUAGAGAUGAAGAGCGUGAGCGUGUUUCAUGAAAUACACUGCUUGCACGGUAUACGCACUGCAUACUUCACAUCCGAUUAUCUCUACCGCAAACUCCAACACGCUCAAUCCCAAACCCUCGACCCCAAAUCCCCCACUGACCAUCCCCACAUCCACGAAGAAUUCGUCAUCAAUGCCUUUCUAGAAGAGCAGAUCAAGCACCCGGAGCAUGCACACGGUCUCGCGACUGGGCACGUCAAGCACUGUUUUGAUUAUCUAAGGCAGGCGCUGAUGUGUGCUGCGGAUACCAAUCUAGAGGAUACGAGUGUGGAGGAUGGAGAAGAGGGGGCGCCGGGGUGGGGAUCGAAGAGGGUGUGUAGAGACUUUGACGCGGUGAAGGAAUGGAGUAAGAAGUGGAGGGAGGGAGAUGGUAUGGGGAUUGUGUAGGUGGGUGGGUUAAAUGGUUGGAUGGUAUAGGGAUGGGAGAUUUUCGUCACAAAUGAAGGUCUAUGCUCUACAUCUCUCUGUAUAUGGCUUCACACUCUCUCAAGCCCAAACAAGAACUUCUUCAGCCUUUCAACCUUGUAAUGAACUCGCAGAGGGGGACCACGCGCGCAGUGUGUGUCGCUCUGGCGUGACUGUAUCGUCGCACUCGAGGAGUGGGGUGGUGAAGCCGUGGCCGGGGUCUUUUCUGUGCGUAUCGUAGAGCCCGGACGUAGGCAUUAUGAACGU